AUGCGGCGUUCAUACACCUGCCACAGGUGUCUUUCGCUCAUACAAGCCUCGCGGCCGCAAUUGCGACCCUCGUCCGUACUGCGCCUCGCCCCCCAAAGUUUCUCGCAGCGAAAUCACUCCACCUGCAAAGCUCCCGCACAACCCAAGCUCUCUCUACCAAAACGAAGCAUCUCCACGACCCCGACUCGCAAUUUCCAGGGCGCCUUCGAGCCUUACGAGUAUGUCGACCCGGAAGGAAUCCAACGAAAGCUCGUCCUCACCGAGGACAACCUCUUCCACUCAUUUACACACUCGCCCAUUCCCGAAAUUCGAAAGCGCGCAGCUUUCAUGCGACAACAUGCAUACUGUCCGCAUCCAGACCACAAGCCUACAAGAGCUCCGAACAAUCCCAAUGAUCUCGAGGCGCGCAAGGAUUCUGAGUCUGGCACGCCGCCCGCUCACGUAAACUUCGAAUGUCCCGAUUGCGGAGUCCCGGUAUACUGCUGUGAGGAGCACUGGGCAGACGAUUACGAGGCACAUUUGGAGGUGUGCGAUGUCUUGCGACAGGCUAACGAGGAUGACCACGACCUGCGAAGUGGUCGAUUCUUCAAGGAGUUCCAGUUUGCAGAGCCGCAGAUCGAGGAGAUCUUGACCAACAUGAGCAGCUGGGACACAUACCUAUACACACGAGACUAUGAUGCCCUGAACAAGGACCGGGAGAUGCGCCAGGCUACGAAGCUCCUGACGUACCCAAUGACCAUCGCCAGUGUCAUCAACGAGCUGAGCCCGUACAACAUUCGAAAAGGUGGACGCAUGACGCCUGAAGGCCUCAAGAGCUUUGGCGCUCUGCGCCACACUCUCCAUCCGCCUAGAACCGGUGGAGGCGACACCUGGAAGAACGCCCGUCUCGCGCCGCCUUCAGUCCGGCUCUUCAUCCUCGGCGCACGAGCCGAAUCCUCCCUUCCGCGAGACACAUGGAUGCAACUAGCAUACCUCUUCCACCGCGUACAGUUCUCGCUCCACUUCAUUGGCCCGGAGAGCAUGGCAAACCGCGAAAACGAGUUUCCGCUUCCCGAGCGCACGCCCAUGAACCCCUUCGGCGCCGUAGUAGAAGACCGCAUCUCCAACGCUAUGAAGAUCAGCACCUUCGUAGAUUACUACCACAACAUGCACAAGACUGGCCACUUCUACCCUUACGACCCGUACUUUGACUGCUUCGUAUGCUUCCACCCGGGCUUCGGCAACCCGGCCUCGAUGCAUGAAUGGGAGGAGACAAUUCCGCUACUCUUAGAGACCAAGGUACCCAUUAUCGCUACAGCCUACUCGCCAAACGACCUGCAACAGGACGUCGAGUAUCUUGACAAACGUUAUGGCAGCGAGAUGGACGUUUUGCUUCACCCUGGCGAGAACAUCUUCAGGAGCUUGAGAUGGGAUCUCAACGAUAUGGAUCCGCAUGACGUAACGUGCAGCAACUGGGGCCUAUAUGCGUUCAGAGGAAAGCGGUACGAAGCGACGAAGAAGGAAAAGGAAGAGGAGGUACACAGCGAGCGCACUGAGUAG
Didymosphaeria variabile is the source of this 1539-nucleotide messenger RNA. It is a transcript of the gene MSS51, whose product is annotated as translational activator for mitochondrial COX1. Gene Ontology annotation, biological process: mitochondrial respiratory chain complex IV assembly. The record is from RefSeq and is a predicted model, not a curated record. The transcript has 2 exons. Lineage: Eukaryota; Fungi; Ascomycota; Dothideomycetes; Pleosporales; Didymosphaeriaceae. Gene Ontology annotation, cellular component: extrinsic component of mitochondrial inner membrane. Bases 1 to 1539 code for a protein of 512 amino acids.